AUGUUUGAUCUACCAAAUGCUAAGCGCAUCCGGCGCGAUGACAUCCACUCUCCAGUGUCAUCCCGCUCACCAUCACCCGCACCAGAUGACGCUGAAGCACAAGACGCACGAGCCCGUUUAGGGAAACUACUCAAUCUCGAUGGAUUGAUUGCCAUGCAAGAUACAGCUGUACAAGACAAUGACCCCCCACAGCCAGAAGAUGACGAUGAGGAGCAAGAAUUCGAAUUCCGGCUGUUCAGUGCCCCUGCCAAAUCGACAGAAAAUGCGACCAAAGGGUCUGAAAAAGAUGUAGAGGCCAACUCAACAGGAAAAUCCCAGAAGAAAUCCACCGGAACCGAUACACAGCCUUCCACGGUCACACAGAAGUUGCGCAUCCGAUUGCGGUCGCCCUCACCGGGAGCUGGUGGUUCCGAGGGACGAUUCGUGAAGGCUUCGCGGGGAUGGGACUAUUACUUCUCUACGCCUUCGCUGUUGGGAACACGCAAUUCAGAUGUUUCAUCGGAAGAUGAGGACAGUAUUGCAGAGAAGAAGCAACAAUAUCAGGAUAUGGCCGUCACCGGAGAGCACAUGCUGACAUGGGCUCAGUCACAAGCCUGGCCCGGCUGCCAUCUGCCCUGGCGAGUGAUCCAUCUAAAACGCCAUCAGACGAAACUUCCACGGCCAGCUGGUAGCGCCCCUGUGUAUGUGGUAGAAGGCGCCCCCGUCUCGAAAAGCCCACUCACCCGCAAGAAGCCCGGCAAGAAGCGCCGAGUCCAGUUGCGCAAGCGCGUUAUUGCUGCACAGGCUGCUAAAGAGACGGAGGCCGAGAAGCGGAAUCGCAAGAACCAUGCGAGGAAGCUCAAGCGCAGACAGAAGGCAAGGGAGCAGAAAGCCGCGGCAGCGGGUGUCGCUGUUGCGGACGCUGGUGCUGAAGAUGUCUCCAUGGCCGAUGGAGAUGAGGCACAGCACAUUAGAUCGAGUCACUACGGUGCUACUGCUACGCAAGCUUGCACAACGAAAGUGACUAUCAGACUUUUGGAUCAUACGGGCGGCACGCCGACCCCAGGAACAAACGCCAAAUACGUACAUGAUUGUCAUGAAGCACGCCGGCCCCGCCACAUUCGUGAGUGCACAGGCUCCCCAGAUCUUCUUGAAGACGUCUCGGCGGCGCGCGGCGGCGGACGCGACGGAAAGAAGGCCUUCAGGCCGUCUUUGAGGGCCGCUGGCCGAACUUAG
Molecule: messenger RNA, 1215 nt
Organism: Penicillium arizonense
Lineage: Eukaryota; Fungi; Ascomycota; Eurotiomycetes; Eurotiales; Aspergillaceae
Product: DUF2011 domain-containing protein
Exons: 5
Coding region: 1-1215 (404 amino acids)
Source: RefSeq, a predicted model, not a curated record